Rotaria sordida is the source of this 158-nucleotide messenger RNA. NCBI's taxonomy places the organism in Eukaryota, Metazoa, Rotifera, Eurotatoria, Philodinida, Philodinidae. The record is from the annotation of a GenBank genome assembly.
AUGCAGCAUGCACCACCAGGUUGGCCAGGUGGACAAUAUCCACCAAAUACAAUGAUGCCACCAUCAAUGAUGAUGAUACCUCCAUUAAUACCACCAACAGGACAAGUUGGAAUGAAUGGUGGAAUGAAGGUAAUAUAAGAAAACAAAAUCAGAUCUGA